UUGUGUGCUACACACUCGGAAUCUGGAAGUCCAGUCACAGUGUCUGUUGUGUACUGUGCUCUUUCCAUUGUCCACUCAGAAAGUGACCAUUUCAUAUAUUUCACCAUUUCGGACAAACUUUUUAAAAAGAUUUACAACGAAAUAUUUUUGUUGAAGUUAUCAUGCACUAUCCACCCGAAGGUCCAUCUUAUAUAACACCAACCUACCACCAAACUCUGCAGCCCGUGGCCGCGCCUGUAGUGACCAAUCAGAACACCCUCAGCAACACGGUGGUCAUUGGUCAGACUGGCGACACCGGCAAUGAUUUCCUGGUCAUCCCAAUGGACAAGAUGCAGUCUAGAGACUGGACGUCUGGGAUCUGUUCCUGUUUGAACGACUUCGCUGGCUGUAUCCUUACCUUCGUGUGUCCGGCGAUUAUGAUGUGUCGUCUGGCCAACAGGCUCGAUGAGUGCGCCUUCUUGAUGUACUGUACGCCAGGUGGCGCCAUGGCUCUCAGGACAAAGCUCAGAACAAUGGGAGGGAUAAAGGGUUCAAUCUGUGGCGAUUGCGUCAUGACUUGUUGCUGUUGUAUUUGUUGCACCAUGUGCCAGAUGUCACGUGAGCUGGACAAGAUGAGCUUGUAGCAUGACGUGUACACACAAACACACACACACACACACAACUUCCACUAGGAAUGUUCUACAUUGAAAGAUUUGCCGAAGAAAGAUUAUACGACCUUCCAAGAUCGGAUGUCAAAUAUAUUUUUAUUAACUUUAAUCACAUUUUUGUAUAAACAGUUGACUUACAUACAUCCAUGUAAUUGACUUGUUCAUUAAAGCGUCACUAAAUCCUG
Messenger RNA from Biomphalaria glabrata, 832 nucleotides. Its product is annotated as placenta-specific gene 8 protein-like. The record is from RefSeq and is a predicted model, not a curated record. Lineage: Eukaryota; Metazoa; Mollusca; Gastropoda; Planorbidae. The transcript is spliced from 4 exons. The coding region runs from base 162 to 623 and encodes 153 amino acids.